Messenger RNA from Cloeon dipterum, 1444 nucleotides. RefSeq names its product mus81 structure-specific endonuclease subunit (gene mus81). The record is from RefSeq and is a predicted model, not a curated record. NCBI's taxonomy places the organism in Eukaryota, Metazoa, Arthropoda, Insecta, Ephemeroptera, Baetidae. Gene Ontology annotation, cellular component: Holliday junction resolvase complex; nucleus. Bases 94 to 1359 code for a protein of 421 amino acids. Gene Ontology annotation, molecular function: 3'-flap endonuclease activity; DNA binding; crossover junction DNA endonuclease activity. The transcript has 7 exons. Gene Ontology annotation, biological process: mitotic intra-S DNA damage checkpoint signaling; double-strand break repair via break-induced replication; resolution of meiotic recombination intermediates.
AAACAAACGUGAAGCCGGAUAAUUUCCAUCUAGAUUAUUUGAGAAUUUCAUUGGAAAAUUGAUGGUUGAGGGGGUUGUCACUGCAUUUCCAGCAUGGCCUCGAGUGAAGAGACGGCGAAAAGACGGAAAGUCAAACAUGUCAGGCCGAACGCCCUGUUUGAAAAGUGGAUCACUGAGUGGCGAGACGAGGCCAAGGAAAAAGGUCUGCAAACGGCCUACACCUACAACAAGGCCCUGGCGUCCUUGAAACUGUAUCCGCUGCCUUUCAAGUCGGGGAAGGAAUGUUCGCUGCUGAAAAACUUCGGCGCAAAACUCUGCUCCAUGCUGGACAAGAGGAUCGAAGAGUACAAAGCCGCAAACCCCGAUGACACAAGGUUUUCUAGUGAAGCGUCAAGCCUGCCAAAACCAUCUCCGACAAAAAAAGCAAACUCGCCCAAAAAGCGACGUGCUCCUGCCAAGAAAAAGCAGACGCAGCCUGAAGAGGACAUUGUGGAGGAUCUCGAGACUGUUUCCGUGCAGAUUGCCCCAGGGCAGGUCCAGGUCAAAUUGAUCGUAGACUGCAGUGAAACUGCGGCACAGAAAGCUUCUCAAAAGAUGACUGCGAAGGAGCUGGCACUGCAGGGUAUUCCGUACGAGGUGCGAGACCUGAAUGUGGGUGAUUUCCUUUGGCUGGCCAUCGCCCCUGACGGAACUGAACUCGUUUUGCCUUUUAUUGUCGAAAGGAAGAGAAGCGACGAUCUCGCGCACAGCAUCAAAGGAAGUCGAUACCAUGAGCAAAAAAUGCGGCUGAAGAUGUGCGGUCUGAACGUGAUUUACCUGAUUGAAGCUACAAAACAUCACACAGCUCUGCCCCAGGAGACGCUUUACCAGGCGCAGACCAACACCAACAUCGUCGACAAGUUCUGCGUGCACAACACUUCCAACGUCAAGGAGACCGUCUCCUAUUUGGCCACCAUGACCAGGGUUUUGCAGAGAAAAAUGAGUGGGAAAUUUAUUAAGAGCUGCGGCGUGGAUGACAGUCCCGAAUAUUCACUUUCAGCCCAAACGCUUUGUCUUUACUCAUUCAAGGAGUUCCAGCAAGGAUCUGUGAAAAUUGAGAAUUUCACGGUGCGGGAGAUGUUUGCUCAGCUGUUGCUGCAGAUUCAGGGAACGUCUGUGGACUCAGUUUAUGCCGUGGUGGAAAAGUUUCCGACGCUGGCGCACAUGCGAGGCGCCUUCGCCAACUGUGAUUCGCUGUCGGAGAAGAUCGGGCUGCUCACCGUGCUGCAGUUCGGCUCCUCCAAACGCAGUCUUCCUUAUGAGGUCGCCAAGAGGAUUGUCCACUUCUUCACGGUCCGUGACUUUGAACAAAUUCAGUGACACUCAUGUGAAGUUUGGAAAAAAUGGACACUCUCAUUGUCAGUGCGUCUGCUGAUUACUGAUUACUGCUUAAUAAAUAUUAUGU